Messenger RNA from Cololabis saira (Pacific saury), 2611 nucleotides. RefSeq names its product spondin 2a, extracellular matrix protein (gene spon2a). The record is from RefSeq and is a predicted model, not a curated record. Bases 178 to 1182 code for a protein of 334 amino acids. Gene Ontology annotation, biological process: cell adhesion. NCBI's taxonomy places the organism in Eukaryota, Metazoa, Chordata, Actinopteri, Beloniformes, Belonidae. Gene Ontology annotation, cellular component: extracellular matrix. The transcript is spliced from 6 exons.
AGAGGAGGGAGGAGGAGAGAAAUUUGGAAAGAGAUAAAGCCAGGCAAUAGGGCGAUAAAAGCUGAUAAGGCUGCACCCGUUACAGUGAGGAGGAAGAGGAGAAGAGUGUGCGGCGCCGUAUCCUCUGUGAUUCUGCUGCUGCUUCGCUCUGACACCGGCUGACUGAUACCAACACAGAUGAUGUCGUCGGGGCACCUGACCCGUGGUUGGCUGCAGCAGCUGCUCGUCGUGCUCGUGAAGCUGUGUCUCACCUUUGCUGGGCCUUUGCGGCCGCUCAACGGGACGGAAUGCACAGCCAGGAGCCCGGCUUCCUACAUCCUGGUCUUUACAGGUCACUGGAGCCCGCAAGCCUUUCCAAAGCAGUAUCCCCUGUUCCGGCCCCCUGCGCAGUGGUCCAAGCUCAUAGCGGUCAGCCACAAUCACCAUUUCACGCUAUGGGAGGAGGGUGCCUUGGCCAGUCCAGGGGUGCAGAACUUUGCUGAAGUCGGGGUGACGGUGGAGCUCAUGAGGGCAUCCAAGGAGGCCAGAAAGACGCGCACAGUCGGCGCCAUGCACCGGACUGCUGGCAUUCCUGAUGGCAUCGGGCACAGCUCCACAGAGAUGCUCAUACAGCCCCGGACCUCACUGUUGUCCCUGAUGGUGAAGAUGAUUCCCAGCCCUGACUGGUUUGUGGGUGUGGAUAGUCUGAACCUUUGCGAGGGAGACCAGUGGAAACAGGAAGUGACCAUCGACCUCCAGCCUUAUGAUGCAGGGACGGACAGCGGAUUCACUUUCUCCUCGCCCAACUUCCCCACCAGCCCUCCAGAAAACAUUACAAAGAUCACGUCUCAGAUGCCGAACCACCCGGCCAACUCCUUCUACUAUCCACGCCUAAAAGACCUUCCACCUAUUGCCAGCGUCAGGAUCACCCGGCAGCACCGACCAUCUGACCGUCAAAGCUCAAUAUCUAAUCACAUCCUGCCAAACUCCAUCAGUCCUCAGCGCUUUUCAGCAACACCUCUGGACUGUGAAGUCUCUCUCUGGUCGUCCUGGGGUCUGUGCCUGGGUCCCUGCUCCAGAGGAGGUGUCCGCCACCGCACGCGUUACAUCCUCCUGCGGCCGGCCAACGCCGGCAGCCCCUGCCCUGAGUUGGAGGAACAGGCCGAAUGCGUACCGCACAGCUGCAUGAAGAAGCGCCAGUAACCCGGGGAGUGGAGGAGCAUAAACGCAGCACUUACACAGUUAUCACUGCUGGACUGAGAACAGGUCGUUGCAUCUUGAGCAUGUCUCUGGAAGUGCAGAGGAUUGUUUUGUCUUCGUUACAGCUACAGUUACCAGUCAAACGCUGUUAGUCUGGGUGUAUUUUUAUGGUGGUACUGGGAACCUGAGGCCUAUUAGACAGACUGUUUGAUGGGUAUCAGGGCUGUAGAAGACCAUAGCAGAAAUGUUUUGUAGUAUAACAUGAUUUUUAUCAACUUUGUAAAAGCCAAUUUAGGAUAUUGUGUAAAAUGUAAACAAAGAGGAUUCAGCUAUUUAAAAACCUCCUGAACUGUAUAUUUAAUUGAAAAAAAUAUAGAAAUAUCACAACACAUGUUGAAACAUUUUCACCAUUUUCACUUUUUUUCUGAGAAACUGAGGAAGGGAAAUCUGCAAACAUUGUGGAACAUCCCUUUCCUAAUUAUUUUAAAUGGCCACAGGCUAACAACAUGUUGGGUAAAAAGAAAAAAAAGAAAAAAAAAGAAAAAAGGUUACUGGUCUGUUGGGGGCUUUCAGGCAUCAGCGCAUUAAAACCAGGCAUCUGCACAGGCUGUGGUGAAGGAAUCAUUAACACUGAAUGAUAAAUAAAGGCUUUGAAGCAACAUGUCCUGCCAGGGAAGAUUUUCAGGGAAGAUUAUGCCUAUUUAAGCAAGACGAUGCCAAGCGACAUUCUUCCUGUAUUACAGCUGAAUGGCUGUGAACACCAAUAAAAAAAGCUUGGCUGUUAAACAGACCCGCUUGCAAUGCAGCCAGGUAAUUUAAAAACAAAUAAACUAAGAAGAACUGAACCCCUGGUACACAGUGAUGUCAAUCCUCAAGCUGUAGCCAUAUAUAUAUAUAUAUAUAUAUAUAUAUAUAUAUAUAUAUAUAUAUAUAUAUAUAUAUAUAUAUAUAUAUAUAUAUAUAUAUAUAUAUAUAUAUAAUGUAUGCAUAAUUUUCAUUCACACUGCAGAUUGAUAUUGGCACACAAGAGUCAUAUCUCAUACCUUUACAGCUACACACACAUGCACACCCACAAAUCGCCACGCUAAAGUCCUUGCACACUCUGAAUACCUUUACAGGCAUAGAGGCAUUAGUUUACAUAGACAACCUAUACAUACUUGGCUUGUGACAGCCUUUCAAAAUAACCUCACCCUUCAAUUUAUAAAUAUCCCUUUUGAUAGGAACCAAAUGAUAGGUGACUUGAAGUUUAAAGCCAAUAAAAAGUGAUAAAAAGCGGACAGCCUAUUGUAGAACAAGAUGCAGGUUUUUACAGGAUAACAGAUAAAAUAUGUGCGUUGGUACCUUUUUUUGAUAUGUCACUGUUGUGUUUUUGUACAUACUGUAUAAUGUAUCUUGUAUAACUCCUGAAUAAAUAUGGAGAUGUUUUUUUUCU